This is a messenger RNA of Glycine soja, 3153 nucleotides long. Its product is annotated as LEAF RUST 10 DISEASE-RESISTANCE LOCUS RECEPTOR-LIKE PROTEIN KINASE-like 1.2. Gene Ontology annotation, biological process: protein phosphorylation. NCBI's taxonomy places the organism in Eukaryota, Viridiplantae, Streptophyta, Magnoliopsida, Fabales, Fabaceae. The transcript has 3 exons. The record is from RefSeq and is a predicted model, not a curated record. Gene Ontology annotation, molecular function: protein kinase activity; ATP binding. The coding region runs from base 794 to 2812 and encodes 672 amino acids.
AGCCAUUAUAUCCCUACCUACUAAAUGCAUGUUGGAAUUUGGAUACAAUCCGGUAGAACUCAUAAAUCCUUGUCUGUUCUGUUCUGCUGUAUAUCGUUUUUUCUCACCAUGUUAUGUUACAUUGCUGCUUCUUCGCUAGCUCUUUCCUUUUAAAUACCACCCUGACUGAACCUUAGCGCAAAUUAAAACUUCACUUUCAAUUAUUUUUGAUAAAGUUCUCAACUUCAUAGAACAACAAUAGCUAGCUAAGAAACUAAGAAAGGGGCAAUCCAUAGUCCAAAAAUUGUUGGGGGAACCUUGUCUUUCGAGGGAUUGCUUAUUCUACACUAGGUAAGAAGUAAGAAUCCUUAUAUACUCAAUAAUUGUGAUGAAUUAUUUUGUAUAAAUGGCAUUGUUCAUCUCAUUCUUUUUGUUUAUUAAUGUUUACAAGGAAUAAAUUUUUUAUAUCCUCGUAAUACUUAGUCCAUUGUAGUUAACUGUCCUUAUUCAGUAACUUGAUCUAGUAUUCGAUUGUUUGUUAUAACUUAAUUAGUGAUUUUGAGUUUGAAUUUGGGAUAUAUAGCUGAAUUAAAUACUUAGAAUAAGAGUUGGAACAACCCAUUUUAUUUUAGUUAAUCCACCGCACUUUUCAUCUUAUUCCAUCUAAUUUUUAAUUGUUUGAUCUUAAUUUAACAUGAAUUAGCUAGACGACAUAGAAUUUAAUGUGCAGAGAAAUUUGUAAUUCUGAUCAGCCAUCUUUUACCUCACUCAAACUCAGCAUCUCAACGACCCUUCAACGUUUAGUAAUUACCUCAUGAAAUUUGGGUGUAAACUGUUUGAGUGCUGCUUCACUAGCUCAUCUUCUGACAAAUUUCCAGAGCACAGUAAGUUGAAGUGGCGAAUCUUCCCCUACAAGGACCUUGCAAAAGUCACAAAUAAUUUUGAUCAAUCUCAUUGUCUUGGAAAGAGAGGCUUUACCACUGAAUAUUAUGGAAAAUUUGAGGAUGGAUGUGAGAUUACAGUCCAGCGCUUUAAGGAAGACAAGCGCUACAUUUUGCAACAGUUUAUCAAUGAAACUGUUAUCCUAAAUUACUUGCCUCACAAAAAUAUUGUAUCAAUUUACGGUUAUGCUUCUCAUCAUGAGGAAUCCCUGCUAGUGCAUGAAUACCUAUCCAAUGGUAAUCUUGCUGCUCAUCUUCAAAGUGAAAUAGCCAAAAGCAGCAAAAUUCCUUGGCUUACACGAUUGGAUAUAGCCAUUGAUACUGCAAAUGCGUUGGACUAUCUUCAUUAUCAUGGCAUCAUCCACCGCAAUGUAAAGUCUAGCAACAUUCUCCUAGAUGCAAACUUUUCUGCUAAAGUUGCUAACCUUCAUUUAUCACGGAAACUUCCUGAUGGAGUUCCUGUCCAUGCCACCCAUGUUACUACUGAUAUAAUAGGGUCAGGUGGUUAUGUAGACCCAGAGUAUAUGACAAAAGGCUGGCUUAGCGUAAAAAAUGAUGUUUAUAGCUUUGGGGUGGUGUUGUGUGAGCUUCUAUCAUCGAAGCUGGCAAAAUAUUGGGUUCUGAAUGAAGAGGAAAAUCUUGCUACCCUUUUAAACAGAAAAAUUGAAAACCAAGCUUUGGUGGAAUUGUUGGAUCCAAGACUUGGCUUCCAAUCAAACCUUAAGAUCAAGAGUAUGAUGACUGCUACAGCUGAGCUUGCAGCUUUGUGCAUGCAAUGUCCACAAGAUCUAAGGCCAAACAUGGAACAUGUGCUAGAGAUUCUCAAUGGCAUAAAGCAAGGGAGAUACGAAACAAACUCGAUAAAAGGUAUAAUAAGGCCAUCUUUUUACCUUUUCCUUUCUCAUGGAUUUCUUGCUUUUAUGGGCUUUUGGUGUCAACAGACUGGGGAUAAAAGUUUUUUGCUCAUGUCUUAUAAUACUCACAUCUCAGCUUUGAAAAUCUUCCACCAUGCUGAACUUGAAGAAGCUACUAACAAUUUUGGCACUUUCCUUGGAAAGGGAGGGUAUGGCUCUGUGUACUAUGGAAAACUUCAAGAUGGGAGAGAGGUUGCAGUAAAACGUUUUCAUGAUGAGAACGAGACAGAAAAGACCAUUAAUCAAUUCAUGAAAGAAACUGAGAUCUUAAGUCUCCUGCACCAUCAAAAUCUGGUUUCACUUUAUGGCCGCACUUCUUGCCAUUGCAACAAACACAUGCUAGUGUACGAGUACAUUUCCAACGGCACUCUUUCUAAACAUCUUCAUGAAUCUUCUUGUGGUAAACUACCAUGGCAGACUAGAUUCAACAUUGCCAUAGAAACUGCUGCUGCCUUGGUAUUUCUUCAUGACUCAGGUAUCAUCCACCGUGAUGUAAAAGGGAGUAAUAUUCUGUUGGAUGAAAAUUUUACUGUUAAAGUUGCAGAUUUUGGACUCUCACGGUCUCUUCCAGAUUAUGUUACGCACGUUUCAACUAUUCCAGUAGGAACUCGUGCUUACAUAGAUCCUGACUACUAUGACUCAGGAAGGGUCAGUGACAAAAGUGAUGUCUAUAGCUUUGGGGUGGUCUUGUUUGAACUCAUAUCAUCCAACCCCCCAAGAUUAAUGGAAGGCACAGAUUAUGUUAGUCUUGCACAGUUUGCAAAGAGAAAAAUCUUAAACAAGGAAUUAAACGCAGUGGUGGAUCCAAGUUUUCUGUUUGGUUCUGACAAAAACAUUAUGGAAAUGAUAACAGCAGUGGCAGAGUUAGCAUUUCAGUGUGUGCAGUGUCCCAAGGAACUCAGACCAUCCAUGAAACAGGUGCUAGAUACCCUUGAGGGCAUAAGGAAAGGAACAUGGGGAUUCAACCAGGUAACAUAAUCUUUAUUUUUUUUAGUGGGGUACAAAAUGGCGCAUACACUAUGUUAUGAAUAGAACACAUGAGGCACCACAAUUGCAAGCAGCACCAGCAGAAGCACAAUCAUUAUCUGAAGGAUCACGGGUAAUAUCCUGACUAAAAGAAUGCUGAUGUGGCAGGAUGUUAUUGGCUCCCAAAGAUCACCUUGUCUGCUAUUUUUAUAAUUCUGUUAUGAGCAAAUCUUUUCUGUUAUGCCCUGUAAUCAUAAUCAAUAGGAAUGUUGUUAGCACUAAACCUCUAUAUAAAGAAAUCAAUCAUAUGUAAGGAGAAGCAGAGAAAUAUAAUCAGAAUUUCUUCUCUUUAA